Molecule: messenger RNA, 531 nt
Organism: Perkinsus marinus ATCC 50983
Lineage: Eukaryota; Perkinsozoa; Perkinsida; Perkinsidae
Exons: 1
Coding region: 1-531 (176 amino acids)
Cellular component (GO): membrane
Source: RefSeq, a predicted model, not a curated record
AUGCAUGUUGUCGUUGCUCUUGUGAGAACCUUCAAGUUUAAGAGGCUCAACAUGGGUGUGGACGGCUUGUGGAUGAUAAUAUCUGGCGUAUUUCUUCUGGCUUUCCUCGUUGUCCAUCUUAUCCAGUUCCGUUUCGUCAGCGAGGCCGCCGCUCCCCAGUACUACUUCCGUACCAAGUGGAUGUAUCCCUUCUACUGCAGCGGUGACGAUACCUCUUGCGAGCUCGUCCACUUCAAGGAUCUUUACAAGAUGGAAUUCCAACUUUUUUCGAACCCUUUCUGGGUUUGCUACUACCUCAUCGGCAUUCUAUUCUUCAUAUCGCACGCUCGGGAGGGUCUCAGGAAGAUGGUCAAUUCUCACCCCGUGGUCCCGAGAGCUUACAAAGGGGCGACCAACGCGGUCGGCCAGGUGUUGGUUAUUCUGGUCGGUCUUUGCUACCUCUCUUUUCCGAUUUACAGCUACUUCGCACCGGAAAGAGACUGGAACGCAUAUGACGCUGCUCAGCGUAGGUUAGUAGUUGGGCCUCAAUAG